Molecule: messenger RNA, 1728 nt
Organism: Schistocerca nitens (vagrant locust)
Lineage: Eukaryota; Metazoa; Arthropoda; Insecta; Orthoptera; Acrididae
Product: facilitated trehalose transporter Tret1-like
Exons: 5
Coding region: 1-1584 (527 amino acids)
Biological process (GO): transmembrane transport
Cellular component (GO): membrane
Molecular function (GO): transmembrane transporter activity
Source: RefSeq, a predicted model, not a curated record
AUGAAGCGGUUUUCUGGAGAGGUGGCGAACGGCUAUGGCGUUACCGGUGUGUACGUACCACGCGCGGCCCCAGAGACUGCCGCCAACGCCAACGCCAAUGCCGCCGGCCUGGCCUCUCCAGAGAAGCAGCCUCCGGGGGCGGAGGCGCCGCGGUCUCACACCAAGCCGGCAGUCUGGCCACAGUUCCUCGCCGCCUGCGUCGUGAACCUGAACACGUUCGCGUUCGGCUCGUCGAUGGUGUGGCCGGCGAUGGCGCUGCCGCAGCUGCAGUCGGCCGAGGACGGCGUGGUGUCGCAGCCGCUGACGGUCGACGAGGGCUCCUGGGUGUCGUCGCUGCUCGCCGUCGCAGCCGUCGUCUUCACGCCCGUCUUCUCCGCACUCACCGAGUUCGUCCCUCGCAAGCCGUUCGGCUACCUCACCGUGGCGCCGCUGCUCGUCUCCUGGAUCCUCAAGAUCGCCUCCACUAACACGGGGUACCUCUACAUCGCAAGGAUCCUGGCGGGCAUCAACGCGGCGGCGUCGCUGGUGCUGCCCUCUAUCUACGUGAGCGAGAUCGCGAGCAACGAGGUGCGCGGCGCGCUCGGUUGUCUGCUGGGGCUGAUCAGCAACUCGGGCGUGCUCUUCUCGUACGUGGUGGGCGCCUACCUGCCCUACUCGGCGGUGCUCUACCUCAACCUGGUGCCGCUUCUGCUCUUCGCCGUCGGCUUCGCCUUCCUCCCUGAGACGCCCUACUGGCUGGCCAAGAAGCGCCAGUACCCGGAGGCCCGGCAGUCGCUGCGGUGGCUGCGGCGCGGCAUCACGGAGGAUCAGCUGGAGCACGAGAUGGCGCUGAUCGAGGCCUCCCUGGGGCGGCACAAGGCCAAGGCGGGGGCGGGGGCGGAUGCGGGGGCGGAGCGGCCGGCGCUGGAGCGGCAGGCGUGCUCGCGGGCCGCCGUCGUCGGGCUGUGCCUCAUCGUCAUGGUCGCCGUCAACCAGCAGCUGUGCGGCCUCUUCGCCGUCAUCAACUACGCCGUCUUCAUCUUCGAGGAAGGGGGCAACGCCCUGUCUCCAGAGCUCGCCACAAUCAUCAUGGGGCUUCUACAGGUGGCCGGCGGUGUCCUGUCCACCCCGCUGAUGGACUACGUCGGCCGACGCACGAUAUUCUUCGUGACGAACGUGUUCGCCUCGGCGUCGCUGAUAGCCCUGGGCGCGUACUUCUACCUGCGCACGGAGACGGCCACGGACGUGUCGUCCGUGGGCUGGCUGCCGGUGCUGUGCCUGUCGCUGUUUGUCAUGGUUAUGGCCGUGGGCCCGGGCCCGCUGCCCUACGUGCUGGUGAUGGAGCUGGUGGCGCCGCGCCUGCGCGGGCUCGCCUCGGUGCUCGGCUUCUGCACCAUCUGGGGGCUGGCCGCCCUCAUGAGCAAGCUCUACCCCUUCAUGUCCGACGCCAUGGGCGAGUACGGCUCCUUCUGGUUCUUCGCGGCCGUCAGCAUCGCGUGCACCGUCGUCGGACUGGCGGCUCUACCUGAGACCAAAGGCCGGCCUCUGGACAGCAUCCUCAGGGACCUCAACGGCGGCAAGAGUGUCUUCACCGUCAGCUCCUAGAUCCGACCGGCCGACGGCACGGAGAUACGCGAUCGUCUCCGUCAAGCUACGUGUACUGUAGUGCAAAUUGCAGUAUUUAUACAAUUCUUUCAUAAUGAAAGUAUCGACAUAGCUGUGCUACGCUACCUAUGUAGGAAUCACAGC